ACAAAAUAGAAACAAACGUGUUGCAAACAGUUCGCAACUAUAAAUUUGAUCAUAUUGAUACAACAGUGCCUCGUCGUGUACCAAUAGGUGCGUCAACAGUAUUUAUCUUCCGGACGGGAUUUGAUAGCAGUUGUAGCAGCGGUCUGUUGUAGGUAGUUCUAGUUCAACUCUAUCGUUGUCCCAAUUUUAAAUCUUGCAAACACAUGUAAUGCACGUAUUUGUUUAUAUUGUUUCAGCAAACAUGGAUGCAUCAGUUGCCGCACCUCGACGCCGAAACAAGACUACUUCUAAUGAAGACAGGAACCGGGUGAUAGUAGCGUUUGAAAACGGAACAUCCGGAAAAGAUAUCGCCACAAUGUUGAACAUGAAUCGUGGAACUGUUUAUAGUAUUAUAAAAAAGUUCCAAAACACUUGGGAAGUUGCGGCUGCUAAACGGGGUGGCAAUCGUGCAAAACUGUUAUCGGAAGAGGCUGCUCAAAGCAUUCGUGCUUGGAUAGACGAAGACUGCACUGUCACGUUGAAGGCAUUGGUAGAAAAGGUAUACGAAAGAUUUAACGUGCGUGUGAGUACGACGACAGUAGCCCGCGAAAUCAAAGGGUUUAAUUAUUCGUUUAAAAGAAUUCAUAAUCUUCCCGAACGGCGUAACACGGAUUCCACCAUCGAAGAACGUAGGUCGUAUGCUUCGAUUUUUUACCAAAUAUCGAUGGAAAAUCCCGAUACAGAUAUAGUAUUCUUGGAUGAGGUAGGAUUUAAAGUGAGUAUGCGCACGUCAAAGGGUAGAUCGCUAAAGGGAACAACUCCAACGAUUGUCGUGCCUCAAUUGCGCUCAAGAAAUAUUUCUAUUGUUUGCGCAAUGAAUAAGAGUGGCAUUGUUCAUUACCUGUCGCAUAACAGAGCCAUAAAUCGCGAACUGUUUACGCAGUUUAUUUAUGAGCUCAAAGAAAAAUUGAGGAUGCGCGAAAUUCAUCGAACAUUUAUGGUCAUGGAUAACGUGGCUUUCCAUAAGAGUAGCGAGGUGAAGGAAGCAAUAGGCUACGACGAAGAUAAACCAGUUUAUUUGCCUCCCUACUCGCCAUUUCUAAACCCGAUAGAAAAUCUUUUUAGUAAGUGGAAAAAUUUAGUAAAAAGAGCCAACGCACAGAAUGAGCAGGAAUUAAUGGAAGCUAUCACAAAUUGUGCUAACCUUGUCACUUCCCAAGAUUGUGAAGGGUACUUUAGGAAUAUGGGGGCUUACUUGGCUCGUUGUUUGCGAGGUGAAGUAAUUGAGGAUUGAAAAGCUUCUUUUCUUUUCGAUUCUAAGUAGUCUUGAUAAUUGAUUUGAAUUAUUUUUGUUUUUUUUUUAUUAGCUUUAAACUGAUCUGAUCUUGAAUUUAUGUAUGAACAACUGUGAUGUAAUGAAGUGAUAGAGAUGAACUCCCUAGUUACGUUUAAAUUGUUUAAUUAUUUUAUGAACUUAUCCUGCCUUUAAUUAAUACCAAAACCAAUAGCUGUUAAGAUUCUUUGAACUGAUAAGGGAAAAAUAAACCCAUGGUAUCAUGCUUUAUUGAUUAUAUAGUUCCUUAUUAUUUUUAUAUUCCUAAUAGUUUUACUGCUAUCCAGGAAAUGAUCUCUUACCGGCUAGAAAAUAGAACAACUUUAUGUAGAUACAACACCUGUUAGUAGAGUGUGCUACACUGUUACUGCCGCCACAACAACGUGUUUGAGUGGAAACUGGCGCACUGAGUAACUACGAUGGAAAAGUCUAACGUAAGCCUCUGAACGUAAGGUACAGGAUGAUUCUCACCAAUCUCUGCAAGCGGUGUGUCAAAGUUGAGACUAAAAAAUGUAUGAAUUUACCAAAAAAAAAAAACCUAAUAUCAAAUUGACACAAGAUGACCAAAGUCCGUGAGCAAUUUCCUUAGGAGAAUCUGUUUAGUUUCGGCGUCGAGGUGCGGCAACUGAUGCAUCCAUGUUUGCUGAAACAAUAUAAACAAAUACGUGCAUUACAUGUGUUUGCAAGAUUUAAAAUUGGGACAACGAUAGAGUUGAACUAGAACUACCUACAACAGACCGCUGCUACAACUGCUAUCAAAUCCCGUCCGGAAGAUAAAUACUGUUGACGCACCUAAAACCGUUAACAUGAGUAUGUUGCACAUCCACUUUGUUGUGAAAUACAUACCUAUUGGUACACGACGAGGCACUGUUGUAUCAAUAUGAUCAAAUUUAUAGUUGCGAACUGUUUGCAACACGUUUGUUUCUAUUUUGUGUUUGUGUGUUUUGGUGAUCGUGGGGCGGAUUGCGCGAUUCCGUUUUCGUGAUCUGCGUUUAUGUGCCUAGUUCCAUAUCUUCAAAUUUGAAAAACA
Messenger RNA from Anopheles gambiae (African malaria mosquito), 2342 nucleotides. RefSeq lists its product as uncharacterized. Gene Ontology annotation, molecular function: nucleic acid binding. Lineage: Eukaryota; Metazoa; Arthropoda; Insecta; Diptera; Culicidae. The transcript has 2 exons. Bases 209 to 1273 code for a protein of 354 amino acids. The record is from RefSeq and is a predicted model, not a curated record.